Didymodactylos carnosus is the source of this 780-nucleotide messenger RNA. The record is from the annotation of a GenBank genome assembly. Lineage: Eukaryota; Metazoa; Rotifera; Eurotatoria; Philodinida; Philodinidae.
AUGUUGUCAAAAUUAAACAUCACAGAUUCAUGUGUAUUCGGUGAUAUUGAUGAUAUAUUUACAUCUGGUGAUCUUAUCGAGAGCGAAGGCGGUACAAUUCGAUAUAAAAUACAAACAAAACGUCAAUUUUUACCAGGAGAAUACCAAAUACACAUAGUCAAUGAUAAUAAAAUAGCGAUUGUUUGUCAUGAACAAGUUGAUCCCGAAAAAAUUGACAAACUAUUAAAACGUUCGGAUGUUAUGGGAAAUUGUUCUAAUUUUUUAUCCCGUUAUGAUUGGAUGCAUUACAGGAAUUGGCGUUCACCUAAUAAUGAUCGGUUUAUGAAACACGGUGGAAAAUUAUUUAAGAAAAUUAAAGAACAAUUUCAUGGUAGUAGAAAUGAUGAUAAUUGGACAAUUUGUGCUUUAGUUUUUUUUGUUGCUCAUGAAAAUAUGAACGAUGUGGAAAAUAUUAAUUUUAUCAUUGAAAAACAAAAUGACUAUGUUUAUAUCAUGAGACAAAUGCAUAGCGGUGAUAGUGAAAAGAAAAUACUUGGUUAUAUUAUUAAUUCUAUACCUGAUGGUCAGAAUGGAAAACAGUCGAUGAUUCUUGGUGAUUGGCACUAUGGUAAUUUAUUAGUAGAUUCAACAAGUGAAAAAUGUUUUGCAUUUGUCUUUGGAGAUUUUUAUGCAUGUCAAGUAUUGUCAUGUGAUCUGUCAAAACUUUAUAAACAUGAUGAAAUUGAAGAUAUUUGUUCAAAAAACUUUACUUAUGAUAUCAAACAAUUCUUACUUGAAUAA